Carica papaya (papaya) is the source of this 2133-nucleotide messenger RNA. RefSeq names its product serine/threonine-protein kinase STY13. Gene Ontology annotation, molecular function: protein serine/threonine kinase activity; ATP binding. Gene Ontology annotation, biological process: protein phosphorylation. The record is from RefSeq and is a predicted model, not a curated record. Lineage: Eukaryota; Viridiplantae; Streptophyta; Magnoliopsida; Brassicales; Caricaceae.
UCGGCAGAACGAAUAGAGACUUGCAGAAGCCAUACGCGGAAAGAAGAAAAAGAAGAAGAAGAAGAAGAAGAAGAAGAAGACGAAGAAGAAGCUUUAAUUAAUCUCUCAAACAAACUCCAAAUCCCUCACCACUCCAUUUCUCUGUCUGUCUCCAUUAGUUCUAGUACUGUCAGCUUCUUCAACACCUCCUCUGUUGCUUUCUUCUGUUAUAUAUAUAUAUAUACACACACAUAUAUAUAUUCUAUUCAUUUCCCUUUGCCAAUAUCUCAUUUAAAAUUCAAUCUGCUACUGACACGGCCUGGUUGGGUUCAGUCCAUUUCCCCCAUUUUUUUAAUUCUCGUCUUGUUGGGUUGUGUCUCAAGAAGAACAUGUGGGUCUUUAUCUUUUGCCUCCCAUUAAUGGACACUCCUUGAUUGCUUUGGAUCUGCAGAGCGUGAUUUUGGGUGAUAAAAAACUCUUUGUUUACAUACCUUUAUUGGGUUCAAAAUGGAGCAUGUUGUUAAUCUGCUAUCAUUCUCUUAUGGGUACCAUUUUGAAUUUUUUCUUUAGUUUUACUAAACUAAGCUAGGGUUUUGCCAUUCUACUUGCUUGUCAAACUUAGUUUUUUUCACUAAAUUAGAUGUGUUACUAGUUUGGUUGUUGAGGAGGGGGAAUAAAAUGGGAUCUGGGAAUGGAUUCUACUCAGCUGAAGAGUUCAAUUUGGAAGAAAAAUGGCUGAUUGAUCCUAAGUUGCUCUUUGUUGGACCAAAGAUUGGUGAAGGCGCUCAUGCCAAGGUUUAUGAGGGAAAAUACAAUAAUCAAACUGUUGCUGUUAAGGUUGUAUAUAGAGGAGAAACACCAGAAGAGAUUGACAAGAGGGAAAAAAGAUUUGCAAGAGAAGUUGCCAUGUUAUCUAGAGUUCAGCACAAAAAUCUAGUGAAGUUCAUUGGAGCUUGCAAGGAACCGUAUAUGGUGAUCGUAACUGAGCUCCUAUUGGGUGGGACAUUGCGAAAAUACUUGCUGAAUUUGAGGCCAAGGUGCUUGGACAUGCGUGUGGCAGUUGGGUUUGCGCUUGAUAUUGCUCGGGCUAUGGAGUGUUUACACUCCCAUGGUAUCAUCCAUCGUGACCUGAAACCCGAAAACUUGAUCUUAACUGCAGACCACAGAACAGUUAAACUAGCAGAUUUUGGUUUAGCCCGAGAAGAGACGUUGACAGAAAUGAUGACUGCUGAGACUGGGACAUACCGUUGGAUGGCCCCAGAGCUUUACAGUACGGUAACACUUAGGCGAGGAGACAAAAAACAUUACAAUAAUAAGGUGGAUGCCUACAGCUUUGCAAUCGUAUUGUGGGAGCUCAUCCACAAUAAGUUACCUUUUGAAGGCAUGUCAAAUCUACAAGCAGCAUAUGCAGCUGCUUUUAAGAAUGUGAGGCCCAGUGCUGAUAAUCUCCCAGAGGAUUUAGCUUUGAUUGUGACUUCGUGUUGGAAAGAAGAUCCAAAUGAUAGACCCAACUUCACGCAGAUUAUACAUAUGCUGCUUCACUACCUCUCUACUAUAUCACCACAACAGCCUGUCAUCCCUGCCCGGAUAUUCUCUUCCGAGAAUGCUGUGUUUCCGCCAGAGUCUCCUGGUACAAGUUCGUUAAUGGCUGCAAGAGACGGGUCAGAGGAGAUCCCGAAAACCAGCAUGGAAGGCAAACCGGGAGGCUUCUUCUCGUGCUUUAACCAAUGUUAUUAACUCCUCCAAAGGCAGAAUGCACCCUUGGAGGUACCCAAAUAUACUUUUUCUUUUUCCCUAAACAGGAAUAAAAUGGUUAGUUGCAAAUAUUACAGAAUAUAUAUUGGUAAGAAAAUGUUCAGUGUACUUAGAUUUAGAUUUAGGCAGUCAGUCCAGGUGCUAUAUAGUAAGCUUCCUAGUCUAGUGUCUUAUUUUGCUUUAGUCUGCUCUAACUAACAUGGAACCUUUAGAAUUUUUGGAGAUGGGGUUUCUGUGAUGUAUUCUCAUUGUAAAAUAAGGUCCAUCCAAAGGCUUCGCUCCCGGUUUUCAAUUCGAACGACCCACUUGAAUUUGCUUACGAUACUUAUGCAUCGGUAUUUGAUUCUUCGUGUAGGUUUAUCCAGUUCAGUUGGUAAGAAAGUGUGAUUUCUGUAUCGA